AUGACUUCGAUUUUCUGUGCUAUUUGCUUUAUAAAAAACGUUUCCUUCUCAAGUUCAGGAAAAUGUUAUAUUGGGUCUGUGGUCUACCGAACAGCAACUAAGGAAUUUGCUGAAUAUAAGUUUAAAGCCUUUUAUAUAGAAGAAUCAUCACUUAUUGAAGAAUUGACUAAAAAAACUAUCACUAUGAUAAUUGGUUGUUUUGCAUUCGAAGAUGAGUUAAAUGUUAUGAUUUCUCAAAGUGUAACUCUGCAAAUUCAAAUGUUACAAAAUGAACCUAUCAUUUAUAAUCUGCCAAUUGCACCUGCUUUUGGAAUUUUUUCUGCACCUGUUCAAGACCCUUCUGAACCACAUGGAGACAAUGCCAUUUUUCAUUUAAAAAAAGGAGUCUAUAAUAGUAUGAAUGGAAAAACUACUAAUUUGUUAGUUAUAUGUAAGUAUAACCCAAAGGGUCGCCAUUCAAAUGUAGCUGAAGCUACACAUCGUCAAACCAUUUUUUCUGUUGCUG
This is a messenger RNA of Racocetra fulgida, 505 nucleotides long. The record is from the annotation of a GenBank genome assembly. Lineage: Eukaryota; Fungi; Glomeromycota; Glomeromycetes; Diversisporales; Gigasporaceae.